This is a messenger RNA of Postia placenta MAD-698-R-SB12, 666 nucleotides long. RefSeq lists its product as hypothetical. Gene Ontology annotation, molecular function: delta(3,5)-delta(2,4)-dienoyl-CoA isomerase activity. The coding region runs from base 1 to 666 and encodes 221 amino acids. The transcript has 4 exons. Lineage: Eukaryota; Fungi; Basidiomycota; Agaricomycetes; Polyporales; Adustoporiaceae. The record is from RefSeq and is a predicted model, not a curated record. Gene Ontology annotation, cellular component: mitochondrion.
AUGACAGCGAUCACGCUGGGGGAAGUGAUCGGGGUCUGGGCGUCUGCGUACCCAGCCGGCCCCGCCGCGGAGCCCGCCAGGCGCGCCCUCCAGCUGCGCCCGCACAUCCGUGCGUUCCAGCACUCCAUCGCCGCCGUCGAGCGCUGCCUUUACCCCGUCAUCGCCGCCGCGCUCGGCAUCGCGCUCGGCCUCGACAUCGACAUCGUGAGCGCGUUCGACGUGCGCUACGCCGCGUCCAACGCCGUCUUCGUGAUCAAGAAAGCAGACGUCGGCCUCGCCGCCGACAUCGGCACGCUCGCGCGCCUGCCCAAGAUUGCGGGCAACCAGAGCCUCGUGCACGAGCUCGCGUACACCGCGCGCAACUUCUCCGCGGACGAGGCGGAGCGCACGGGCUUUGUCUUGCGCGUCGUCUCCGGCAGGCGCGACGUCGUCGUGCGCGCCGCGCUCGCGCUCGCCGGCGUGAUCGCACAGAAAUCGCCCGUCGCGGUGCUGGCGACGAAGCACCUGCUAGUGCAUGCACGGGACCAUUCGUUAGUAGCCGAGGAUUUAGAUUGCUCCGUCACGUGGAAUAGCACUAUGCUCCAGACAGCUGACAUGAAGGAGUCGUUGAGAGCCGUGAAGGCCAAGGAAAGGCCCCAGUACGCUAAGCUGCUGCCCAAGCCGUGA